AGAAGAAGGAGAAGAAGAGGGAGAUACAGGGGCGGAGUUCGUCUUUCACCUUCACAGAACUAGAGGUCAAAUUUAAAAGAAUUUGAACCAAAAAUUGAGUUUGCCGGAAAAGCUGAGCAAAUAGUUCAAAUACUAGUUUUAGAGUUUCCUAGAGUCAAUAACAGUCGAACACCAUGGGUCGCAAAUUUGUAGUAGGAGGCAACUGGAAGAUGAAUGGCACUAAGGCCCAAAUCAAUGAAAUUUUGGGAAAUUUAAAAAGUGGUUUAAAUGCAGAUACAGAAGUGAUUGUCGGAGUGCCUGCUAUUUACUUGGAUUAUGUCAAGUCACAGGCUCCUGCUAACAUUGAGGUUGCUGCCCAGAAUUGUUAUAAAGCAGAUAAAGGGGCAUUUACAGGCGAAAUUUCCCCGUUGAUGCUAAAAGAUAUCGGUGUAAACUGGGUGAUUCUGGGCCACUCGGAACGUCGCCAAAUAUUUGGCGAGAGCGACGACUUGGUCGCCGAAAAAGUCGCUUUCGCCUUGAGCAACGGUCUGAAAGUAAUCGCCUGCAUCGGGGAAACUUUGGAAGAGCGCGAAGGUGGCAAAACCAAUGAGGUCGUGUUCAGACAGACCCAAGCCAUCGCCAACAAAAUCAAAGACUGGACUAACGUUGUGAUCGCAUACGAACCAGUGUGGGCCAUCGGCACAGGAAAAACCGCCACCCCAGAACAAGCCCAGGAAGUCCACAAGGACUUGCGUCAAUGGAUGUCCACCAACGUCAGUGGGGACGUCGCGUCAUCCGUCAGAAUUCAAUAUGGUGGUUCUGUCACCGGUGCCAAUUGUAAACAGUUGGCUUCACAGCCUGAUAUCGAUGGCUUUUUGGUUGGUGGGGCUUCUCUGAAGCCAGAGUUUGUCGAUAUCGUUAAUGCUAAACAGUGAAAAGUAUCUAUCUAAAGCAAUAAGUGGUUUUAAAAAUACAAUGUUAUUAUGUGAAAGGCUAAAGAGAAUGUUUGGCUAGUCUAUUUUAUAUUAGCCCUUUGGCAUCGAACUCUAUUUUAUACAAUUAUAAUUUAUUUGAUUACUUUAUUUCAAAAAGUUAUAUAUUAUUAUUUA
This is a messenger RNA of Anthonomus grandis grandis, 1088 nucleotides long. RefSeq names its product triosephosphate isomerase (gene Tpi). NCBI's taxonomy places the organism in Eukaryota, Metazoa, Arthropoda, Insecta, Coleoptera, Curculionidae. The coding region runs from base 174 to 914 and encodes 246 amino acids. Gene Ontology annotation, biological process: glyceraldehyde-3-phosphate biosynthetic process; glycerol catabolic process; gluconeogenesis. The record is from RefSeq and is a predicted model, not a curated record. Gene Ontology annotation, molecular function: triose-phosphate isomerase activity. The transcript has 4 exons. Gene Ontology annotation, cellular component: cytosol.